AAUAAUUGGCAAAUAUCCUCCCCUUCGUAAAAGAAAGAAAAAUAACAAAAUUAAAAAAGAGAAAAACUCUCUCUCUCGUAUCUACGAAGAUCGAUUUCUAAGUUUUGUGAUUUGGUUUUUUGCUUCGGUUUUGAUUGGCUUUCGAUGAGGGUGGAUCUCUUCUUGAGAUUCUUUGUGGUUGAUUAUGUUUUGCUGGGUCAGGAUCUUGUGGAUCUAAGAGGGAGUUAUCGGAUUCUUGGGUUUCAAUUUUUGGGAUUUUAUUCUUUUCUUUUGGAUUCAUGGAGUGAGCAAUUGGGGUCUUUUUCAUUUUCUGUCUGGGUUCACUAUGGCGAUGAUCUCGGAUGCAUCGAUUUGAUUUCGUUUCCUUUUCUUUGGGGUGCGAGGGCGCUGAUUCAGGGACUCAGAGGACUUGACUCGAGGUUUCUCUCGGAUAUUUUAUUUUCAGAUUAUGGCUUAUCAUGGGCACUAAUUCAGGGUCGAGAUUAUAGAGAUCUCAGAUGCGACGCUCGCGGGAUAGUGAUUUUUUCCCUUGAGGCUCCGGAUUUAUGUGACUUGGUGUUUUGGUCUUCCGUGUUGGACUAUAAAUUCUCCUCACGAGUGGUUUGUUGCUUCAGGGUACGGCGGGGAGCUCUUCGGGGUCUGGGACUAAGCUGAAGAUCAAGGUUCCACGCUUUGAUAAUACGGCUUUAAUUGAGGGUUAUGCUAAAACCUUGAUUGGUAGAUGCAUGAAUCCAGCUGUGCAAGAUAUGAAAGCUUUGUUGUUUAUGCUUCCUCGGAUAUGGAAGAUGGAGGAGAGAGUGGUUGGGGCUGAUCUCGGUUUGGGGCGCUUUCAGUUUGAUUUUGACCAAGAGGAUGACAUUCAGGAGGUUUUGAAGAUGGAACCCUACCAUUUUGACCAUUGGAUGCUUUCUUUGGUCAGAUGGGAGCCGGUGGUGGAUUCGAGAUAUCCUUGUCUCAUCAAAUUUUGGGUCCGUGUGAUGGGUGUCCCUCUGCACUUCUGGGCAGAUGAAACCUUUCGUACCAUUGGAGCAGAUCUGGGUGAGGUUGAGGAGGUCGAUUUGGAUAAUGGCCGGGUGAAGGUCUUGCUGAAUGGUUUCAAGUCUCUGAUUUUUGAAGCUACUGUUGAGUUUCAUAGUGGCGAGGAGACAACAAUCUCUCUGAGAUAUGAGCGUCUGUAUGGGUUCUGUCGGCGAUGUAAUAGUUUCUGUCAUGAUACAAGCCGCUGUCCGUUGUUUGGUGACAAGGGGAAGCAGCGUCUUGACGAUAGUCUUCCUCCUCGACCAGAGGACAAGCUCCAGAGUUAUAAGGGUGCAAUGGUUAAUGGUGGGGCUAAUGGAACUGGUUCGGGGUUGAGUGGUGUUGGUUCAGGGGCGUCUCAUCAAAGUUCUGCUCAUGGGACUGGGCGUGGUGUAGGGCAUCAGGCAGGUCAUUAUCGGGCUAAUCAGAGUUCUGGCAGCAAGUGGAGGAAGACUAAAAAGAGUUCUCAUGUGGAUGAGAAGUUUGUGACGAAGGAUACAUCUGCGGUUCCUGUUCCUGUUCCCAUUUCCCAGGUUGCUGUCUUAGGGAAUGGUAUAGCUCAUUCUAGUUCUAGUGAUGUGGAAAUCAGUCUUUCUGCUAAUGAACAGAAGAUGCUUGAUGAUCUUAUGGGUCCUCAAGGGGAGGUGGCUGUGGUUACGGGUGGUCAACCUGCUGUGUCGGGUUCGGCUAUUGUGCAGGGGGCUGAAAAAAGGGUGUGCAAGGCUUUGUUUCCCAGUGUACCAGUCUCAGGUUCUAUGGAACUGUCACAGCAAGAGGUUCUUUUUUCUGAGGAUCUAGGGAACCUGUUGGGGCAGGAGUUUCAAACCACGGAUCAUACUUUGGGCUUUAUGGACACUAUUAUGGAGGAACAAGGUAUGGCAUCAAAGGGGUCUCCCCAAGAAGACAAUUAUCUAACGGAUGAGGGGGGUGCUGAUGAGGGUCAGGAUGGGGUGGUCCUCUCUGAUCACGUUUCGAGUGAGGAGGUUAGUGAUGUUGCUGUAGAUGCUUCUGUGGUUACGACACAGGGUGGAGCAGCUGGGGGAAUUGUGCCUACUUCACAGGCCAGAUUGGUGAAACAAAAGGGUGUUCUACCAGGUGCUAGUACCAAAAAACGGAAUAUGGUUUCUCUUACCUCUCCGCGCAAGAAGGUUGUCGCCAAAGGUGGUGGACCGAAUGGGAAAUUUGGUUCUCAUCAAGGAGGAAAGCCUCCAAAUCAUUCAGUUAAUUGAUGAGUGUAGUAAGUCAAGGGCAGCAAGGUGGUGAGCCAGUCUUGGUCUGGGUUUCUUUGUGUUUUUUGUUUUCUUCUCUUUUGUCUCCUUCGAAUAAGACACCAACGGUUGAUCUGUAUGGUUGUAUUUUCUUCACACUUUGGUUUUUAUUGGCUUUUUUGCUUUGUACUCUUUGGGCUUGUGCCCGAUGUCUAUCUACUUUACAAGUAAUAAUAAACCCUUGUUCGCCUUUC
Camelina sativa (false flax) is the source of this 2479-nucleotide messenger RNA. RefSeq lists its product as uncharacterized. The record is from RefSeq and is a predicted model, not a curated record. NCBI's taxonomy places the organism in Eukaryota, Viridiplantae, Streptophyta, Magnoliopsida, Brassicales, Brassicaceae.